Molecule: messenger RNA, 2775 nt
Organism: Amphimedon queenslandica
Lineage: Eukaryota; Metazoa; Porifera; Demospongiae; Haplosclerida; Niphatidae
Product: polyubiquitin-like
Exons: 8
Coding region: 84-1937 (617 amino acids)
Molecular function (GO): protein binding
Source: RefSeq, a predicted model, not a curated record
UCUCGUCAUUAGGAAGAACUUUCUUACACUACAAUAUUAAAGAAGGGGAUACACUCCACCUCGUACCACGUCAUGCUCAUCACAUGGUAUUUAUUAAAACAGCAACUGGUAACACUAUCACUCUUAAAGUUGAUCCAAAUGAUACUAUUGAGAACAUUAAAUCACAAAUACAAGCUAAGAAAAUGAUUCCAAUUGAUCAACAGAAACUGAUCACUCGCUAUCGUAAGCAAUUAGAUAAUUCUCUAACACUAUCAGAUUAUAAUAUUGAAGAUAAAGCUAUUCUGUAUCUUACCCAUUACCUUAGAAGUGGCACAGAUAUUUAUAUCAGAACUUUUAGUGGUAAAAUGGUGGUUUUUGAAGUCCUACCUACAGAUACUGUUAGUUAUUUAAAGAAAAUGAUUAGAGAUAAAGAAGGAAUCUCAUCAAAUGAUCAAACUUUGUUUUAUGCUGGUCAACAACUUGAUGAUGCCUCAACUUUAGCAAAUUAUGAUAUUCCAAUGGAAAGCAUGUUACAACUUGUAACUCGUUUUUGCCCUAAUAUGACAAUAUUUGCUAAAACUUUGAGUGGUAAGACGAUAAAACUUAACGUUAAUUUUUCUGAUACAGUUAGUGAUAUAAAAAGAAAGAUAGAAGAAAUGGAAGGUAUACCAUGUCAUGAACAGAAGAUAAUAUUUGGUCAGAGGCUACUGGGAGAAGAUUACAUUGAAGAAGCACUUUCACCUGGUAAAAUUAAAACACUUCUUGAUCAUAAUGUUAAAGAUGGAAGCAUAUUGCACUUGAUAUUUCCCUCAAGAGCUAGUGGUGUAAUUGUUAAAUUUCCAGCUGGUAAAAUAAUUAUGCUUGAUACUGAACCUUCUGAUACUAUUGAGAAUGUUAAAGCAAAGAUAAAAGAUAAAGAAGGAAUCCCACCUGAUCAGCAGAGACUCAUAUUUGCUUUUAGAAGAUUAGAAGAUGGUCGUACACUGUCAGAUUAUAACAUUCAAAAUAAAGAUACAAUACAUUUACUUCUUCAUCGCUUUGGUACAUCUAUGAAAGUAUUUGUAAAAGCUUUUACUGGUAACAUGAUUACUUUACAAGUUGAACCUUCUUUUACUAUUGAGAGUGUUAAGUAUAUGAUUCUGGAUGAAGAAGGAGUCCCACUUCAUCUGCAAGAACUUUUAUUUGCUGGUAAGCAAUUGGACAAUGGUCAUCAGCUCUCACAUUAUAAUAUAAAGAAUGAAAAUACAUUAGAUUUACAAUUUAUUCCUGUUGGACAGAUGCAAAGCCAAAGUAUUGAACCAGAACCAUUGAGUCACUACAGAUUGUUCACCUUUUAUGAACAUACUCCAGCCACAAAAAUAUGGAAUAUACACUUUGUUGUUACAAAGAACAAUACCUCUCACAUUGAAAAAGCAGUAUCUGAGAUGAGUGCUACAAGGUCAUAUAGUAGAGGGGAUCCGGAAACUGUGUUCUCAUUUGACGAUAAAAAAGAAAUUGUUUUUGAUAUUGAAUCAUCCAUUAUUAAUGGAUGGAAACUUUUACCAUUCCUAACACCUUGCAAAGUGCAUAAAGCUGAUGUUGAUUAUCACUCUGAUGUUGGAGGUAUUAGUAAGAUAACUUUGCGUGUUGAAGGUCCACCCGAUUCUGAUAGUUUUACUCAUUGCAUUUCUAUUACUGGUACAAAAGAUCCAUCAUUAUCUAUUGCAAUUAUGUGUUCAGAUCCUUCAUUGCUAUCUCCUAUAAAUCUAGUAAGGGAAGAUAAUGAACCUCCUCCAGCUGUUGAUCCCAGCAUUAGGAAGCUAUUGGAGGAAGUUGCUGCUAGAGCUCCCAAUGAAUGGAUAAAAAUUGGCACAAUGCUAGACAUUGAUCAACACGUGUUAGAUGGUAUCAAAUCUCAAUUUAAUGAUGGCGACUGUGUAAGCCGGCUUGACAGAAAUUUCCCAAGGAACCUGAAAUGAUCAGCAACAAGUAUAAAUCAGAAAUGAUCAGUUGCCUGUGUGUCCGGUUCUCUCUCGAACUUGUAUUUCCUCAAUAAAGUCAUUAGACACAUUUUAGUUUCCAUCAAUGCAAACCUCAUACCAACACAAUUACGAGGACCAGCACCAAAUGGCAUUAUAACACAUAGGAUGACGUGACUCCUCAUCAGGACUAAACCUGUCAUUAUAAAGACACAACUCAUCCAGUAUAUGCAUAUACUGGACUCAAACCUUUCUGGUCUAAAGAACUCAGGCUGCUCCCAAUGUUCAACUGACCGAUGGAGCAUUUGAAUAGGAAUUAGUAUCCCACAUCCUCCUGGGUUCAUUGCUAAAAGAUAUGAUGUGAAAGCUAAUACAUUAUAGUUGUCUUAUAUCCAGCUAAUAAGCCAAUCCAAAAUAUCUCUUUUAAUAUAUCAGGAUCAAGGACAUAAACCACAGGCUCAGAACCAAAGUAAUACCUAUGCAAGUUAAUUUCAUGACUAUUAAGUCAUGAAAUUAAAUCAUAGCAAUGCAUCAUGAAAUGUGAUCUAUGCUAAAACUUAUUAACCUCUCCAACUUGAGAUGUUGACUAGAUUAAUUGUCAAAUUUUUUUGAUGUGCACACUUAAUUUUGUAAUUAUUAUUUCAUAAUACGUUUUUGUAUUUAAUGUCAUACUAAUCAUUUAAUUCAAUAUAAAAUAAGAGUUGGGAGCUACAUUUACUUUAGCUUUUGAUAUAGCCAUGCUGAAUCACAUGAAACUUGUAAGUGACAUAUCUUAUUAUCAUGCAUGAAUCCAUUUGUUGUUCAUUUGUCAUGAUUUGUGUUUCUAUCACUCCUGCAA